This is a messenger RNA of Acanthaster planci (crown-of-thorns starfish), 6984 nucleotides long. RefSeq lists its product as uncharacterized. The record is from RefSeq and is a predicted model, not a curated record. Lineage: Eukaryota; Metazoa; Echinodermata; Asteroidea; Valvatida; Acanthasteridae.
CGAUCCCGUGCCGGCCGCGCUGUGUACGUAGACUGCACACGAUACGAUAUGAUGCGUGCGACGAACGAAAACAUUAAUUUGAAUGGCGACGCCGGCGGUGUGUAAUGUACUGAGAAAAAUGUCGCGAGUGUGAGCAACUUUUCAUUAUUUUUCGUCAAGAACCAGAAGCUGACACGCUGUUUUCUCAUCUAGUCGGUGUGCACGAGGGCUUGUCGACAUGAGUGGGGCGGUCAUACCGCAGUGGAAGAUCGCUCUCCAGCAGAAACUGGAGAAGAAAAAGGAGGAGGAAAGACGGAAGUUGUUGGAGGAGGAACAGCGCCGCCUGGAAGCGCUGCCUCCGUGGAAGCGAAUGGGGAUGGUUCCACAAAAUGUCAUCAUCAUCUCAGGGGGAACCAAGACAGUCAGCAAGUUGUCCUCCGAUUCAGACUCUACAGCUGGUGGUGAAGAAGUUCAAAAGGAAUCUCGUAAAAGUAAUACUGACCAGGCCUCGAAGGUGACAACGAACAGGACGGUGAGUGACAGUAGGAUAAGUGUGAAGAAGAGCGCCAUGAAUGCGCAGCCUCAAGAGAACCAUGUGGUGAGUUCACAGAAGGAAAGUCAUUUGACUAAUCAUGUAGGGGGAGACGAGCCAGAUGGAGCCAAGAUGACACCUGUCACAGGGCGAGAGGGCGUGGACGAAGAACAUGUUGCUUCUGUUUCAGAGAAUCCUUUCUUGAAGCUUGAUGGCGGCGCACGACGAAGGAGAGCUUCACCGUUAUUAAAACUUGACAUUAAAGAAAAAGAGAGUACUUCCAAAAUUGUAGAAAAUAAAACCACAGAUUCCAUGAUUGUGGUCAAAAAGCAACCAGACAAUAACAUACGACAGCGAUCGCGGUCAGCAAGCCCACACCGUGCUGCUAGAGAACAGAAUGUAGAUUUAAAAGCAGUCGAGGAAGACUUGCCUGAACGCAGGCCCAGAAAAAAUAGUGUCAGUGAUUUAAGGAACAAAUUUGGUCGUGCUGCAUCCAUUGAAGAUUUAAGAGUUGUGUCACGUAAAGCAAGUGAAUCAGAGAGUACUUCUCCAUUGCUGUCACCACGGAGUCCUACAGCUCUUGACAGGCAUAAACUCUUUGAUGAUCAGCCCCACAAAGUUCACUUUAAUUUCACACCCGACUCGUCAAGGAAGCUGGCUCCAGCAUCAUCGUCAAAAGUCUCCAUGACAAGCUCCGUCACAUCUGAUAAAAUGCCUUCCACACAACCACAAGCCCAGAAAACUGCUGUCACAGGAAGUGCUCUCAGCAAACCAUCUGAAACAAACUCACUCACUAUCACUGAAGCUGGCAUUGCACAGAUAUCAAGUACCAAUCGCACCACCAAACGUCAAGCUCCAAAGGCCCCAACAGCUUCAGACUCCAGUGCGAGUACUAAGAAAGACAUAGCACCAACAAAAGCAGUUACCUCAUCCACUUCAAGUUCAACUAGUAGUGCAAUGAAACCUCUUAGUAAAGACUUACAGAAAAGCAAUAAACCCGUGGAAUCUUCCAAAAACGUCACGAUGACCAAUGAAGUAUCAUUGCCUGACCAACCCAAGACUGCAAUCCUCGGCGAUGGACAGUCGUCCUUGCGCCGAAAAAAGGGCACAAGUAGAAUGUCUGCUAGUGCACUGAUCAGUCUUUCAGGUGAUGGCACCAGUGAUGUCCAACUAAGCGAACACAAUGCGCGUGUCCGUGCCGCCCGACAAGAGGCACGGGCAAGCAGCUCAAAGAAUUCACUACGAUCAGCCAGGGACAGUGAAUCCAAGGACACUGACAGUAUACCAAAGGGCCUUGUGUCAUCAAACAUGUUCGGGUCAAAACUAAAAACGCACGACAACAAAACACCAUCAUCAAAACCAAAAGAAGACCCCCCAUACGUUGACUCUAUCCCCUACCCAGAAAAUUUCCGGCAGCCAAAGAAAGAGUCCGGGUAUGUUGACACAAUCCCAUACCCGGAAAACUUUCGUCAGCCAAAAUCUACCAAGCCAGAAGCAUCUGAGAUCAAGGCUCCCACAGUCCAACUCAAGGCCACUUCCAAAACAUCAACCGUGGAGGACAUUCCACGGACCAACAUUGACGACAUGGUCCUUUCCCCAAUUAAAGAAGAUGCUUCUCAGAACUUGACCAACGGGAGUGUUGAGACAAAAGCACCCCCCAAGAAAAUCAAGAAGAAAUUGGAAGUGGAGUGGAUAGGGUAUAACACCCCCACUGGAAAACCAUCGGCCCUGAAGUCUUCAACAUCCCAUAAAAACGAAGACAAAAAGAUGAAAAUCUCCUUUAACGAGUCCAGCCUGAGUGAAACCUAUGAGUACCAAUCAGAAGAAUCACUCCUGAAUGAGUACCUGCGGAAGGAACGAGGUCUGAACGGUAACCCGCGCGUAGGUAACCUGCCCCGCCAAGAGGCAAGGGAUGAGGAAGACGAGGAAGAUGGCAUUGAAUCCUCUCCGGCUUCACAGAGCAGCAUUGAUAACGUCUUGGCGCAUGAAGGUCUGCAGAGCUACACCCCUAAGGAUCUACAGAACUUUACCCCAAUGUCCAUCCGCCAACAACAGCAGCAGCAGGAAGUAGCCAAGCCCCAGGAGGAAACACCGCCCUCGCCUGCUGAGGAACCAGACCCUGACGACAUCGCCAUCACCUACGAUGACACGGGCGACUACUUCUCAUCAGCCGGAUCGAGCUCAGCUGCCCUUUUGUUCUGAAGUGAAAGGGUAUAAAUGAACAUGAGCUCGGAGGACCAAACUAAGAUGAUCUGAGCUUGUUGAUGGAUCCCUUCUGCUAACCCUGGGGAUGGCACCUGUCUUGGUAGAAGGCCUUUCUUUUUAGUGGUCAAAGAUUGAAAUUAUGCAGACUGCCACCCCCCCCACCUGGUGUAUAUACAUGUAUUACCUUGAACAACAAAAAGGAGCUCCCCUAACUUACCCAGUUCUUCAUAGCUUUAAGGUUCCAGCAUUUUCACUUCAAUGUUAAUAUUGAUGUUUAUAAUGAAUGACUUGGAGAACCAUAUCUUCGGAUCGAUCCUUACAGAGUCAAAAUUACCGGUAAUCCAACAGUUUUCCAACAGCUGUUUUGUUUGUUAAUUAUUACGUCGAGGAUUUAUAGAAAUACCUACACGAAAAAUGGUCGUCUUUUUUUUUUCUUUUUUUUUUUAACCAGUGUACACCGUGCUCGCAUGUGCAUACAUGUGUCUGCAUAGUAUAUUCUAUACGCAGAUGUCUUCGAAUGAUGAAGAAAUACCCACGAAAGAUAGUUGCAAAUCAAUUUUAUUUUAAUUUAGGUGUGUGUGUGUGUGAAUUUGCCGAGUCAGGUGUGUACAUAGUUGUGAUUAACGUUAGUGAGAAUAAAUACCUUGAAAUAUAUGAUUAUUUUUUUUCGUGGUAGCAGGUGGAUACAGGUUUCCCAAUGGCAGCCUUGACGUUUUUUUUACAGUGUAAUUGUGGUAUUAAACACCCCUUGGGACUUGCUUCUCACACACACAUUCCUGCCAAACCUUUUCUGGAAUAUUCUGCAUUUAGACAUUUUUUAUCACAGUCAUGUUGCGUUCAAGUUCUUUUUUAGCAAUGUUCACUAUUGAGCAUUAAUUUAUGUGUCGUACCGAUAAAAUGCAAUGCAUUUCUACUUAAUUUCAAAUGAACUAUUUUUAACUCUUCUUAACACUGGAUAGUUUUCUUCCAUUUUUAGAAAACUGCAGAUAUCUGAUUGACUAAUGCUACCCGUAGUACCAUGAUCCAUAGACAUGAGGGCGUUUUACGGGACAGUACCAGCACAAUUUAAUUGGUAACUUAAUUUGAAUUGAGGUUUAUUGUUGAUUCCUGUACUUACAGUCAAACUGCUAAUAGUUCAUAGUUUCAGAGUCUCACUCUUAACUGCUUAAUGAUCAAGGUCAAAAGAGUUGACCUGAUUGGGCAUUUUGUCUAGUCUUGAUUCAAGUCUGACUGCUGAGGUUUUGGACGUCACCUGCACAGCUAGUGUACUAGUGGUUUCUCUCUGAUGCACAUGUUAUACUUACAUUCUCUGAGGGUUUUUACAAUCACACAACUCGUUGCCGACUACUGAGAAACUGCGCCAACUGAGUUGUCAGAGACGUGAUAUUUUAUCACCCCCCAAAAAGGACUGUUUGGUUGCAAACAGCAGGUUUCCCUUUAAAUGAGGAUGCAAAUGAUUUACAAUUUCCUUAAAUUUUUACGAAUUUGCAAAAGUAGUACUUCCAUGAACAGGAUCGUCGACAUUGUUGGGAAAGUUUCCUCUUAUUUUAAUGCGACUUGAACACCCCCCCCAGUCCGAUGCAGAACAGACAGUAUGUGUGCAUGAACGUGAUGAAACAUUAUGUAAUGAUCACAUUCAUCAGGAGUGAGACCCAACUUUCAGAUGUUGAUCUGAACUCGGCAUGGAGAAUGUGUCUUUCAAUCAGGGCUUUGUAAUUUUGGUAUUGUAAGAAAUUGUUUAAAUCAUGCACGGUGUAUUCCAAGGAGGGGUGUGCAUCUGUGUUGCCAUCAAGCUGCCACAAGCCCGUUCACAAAUCCAAUUUGCAAGUCCUUUCACAGACCAGUCAGGAGCAAACAGCGUGGGCAAGGAAAAGGGAUACUUUUAUUGCAGUUCAUUUGAAUAGCUUGUGACUUGACUUUCGACUGAGUGACUUGUGAUGGACUUGCGGUGAAGUAAUGGACUCAAUAACACUGGUGUACGCAACUAAUUUUUUCAUCCCAAUGCGCACAAAUUUGUAGCAUCUCAUUGGCUGCAGGGCACAAUGGCACUGAAGGUCCUUCAUUUCCUCCUUAGUCACCAUUGAGAAUGUGCAUGUGCAAGAAAUCUUGUGAUGUCAGUCUCGUUUUCUAAUUCUUGGCAUGGUUCUCUCAUUAUUAUCUGGCCAUAUUGUUUUCUAGCAUAUCAAACUUUCACUUGAGAAGACCCAUUCUAUCUGAUAUAAAAUUCCUAGAUUGCAAAUUAAAAGCAAUAAAAUUAGAUGAUCAUGUUGUAAAUGCAAGUGCCUAAAUAGUCUGCAUGUAAAAAAAAAAAUUAGAGAAAAAGGAACUUAAUACUCCCCCAGAAGAAUUAGACAGAAGUAGAGAUACUGCUCGCUUGAAAUCAAUGUAAAUUGGCUCUCAGUAGGAAAGAUGACAGAAUUAAUGGAAACAUGUUGAAGAAAAAGAAGAAAAAUUAGGGAGGCCUCUAAAUUUGGACUGAAGACAAUUUUCCAUACUGUCCUUCAGAAAAAAUCAAAUUGUCUUAAAUCAGAUCGUCUGUUAGGAAUCCUAACUCUUACAAGACCAACAUAUACAUAAUAUGCAACCCGUCUACUAAUUAACGAUUGAAUAUGCAACAUUUUAAGCUUUCAAAUUUUUGCUAUAAAUGUGGAAGGGAUACCAUUUCAUUAUUUUGAGAAAUAAGUGUGAAAAAUAGCUGUCAAUAUUUGUAGCAGAGCACUGAAAAUGUUACAAAAAAUACUAACUCAUCAGUUGAUCAGUUCUGUUCAUUACCGUUAAAUAAUUAUGAUAUUUGUUUUGGGUUUUUUGUUUUGUUUGUGUGUUUCGGUGCAAAUUAUCAGUUCUCGUUUGUUAAAAAAUGCAAUGCAUUUGUACAUUCAUCCUCUUGAUAUUUAGGAAACAAAGAAUUGUAUUUAUCAUGAACAAAUCAAACCAGCUCAAUAGAAGCAUGUAACGUAAAAGGCUGGACAAAUUCCUCAUAUCAUUAUUUUUUUCUUUCUUUCACUGACACAAACUUUCAUUAAUGACUUUUAUUUAUUCCCGAUUUUUUUACAAGCAUUCUACCUUUGGUGAGUUAUUAUUGGUUUGGUAAUAUGUAUAUAUUUGUUUCUCUUUGCAAAUCUGAUUGGUCAUUUGUAAUCACAUGGCUGUAUAUUCACUCAAAGAUAUAUUUAUAUUACAGGAUUUCGUUUUUGUAAAAGUUUCCGAUUUGUAGAUAUUGAGGUUUAAAUGUAAAAGUGUAUUCUCAAAAUCAAAAUUGAAUUUAUUCAGCUGACAGAUCUUUCCUUUUAUUAGUGAAAUCUUUACAAGUGAUUUUUUAGUACUAUGAUUUUAUUGUUUGUAAAUGCAUAUCCGGACAUUGGAGCUUUGUAAACAGAGCAAGUUUUUAGUUCAAAAUGCACCAUCUUGGAUUGGAAAGAAUGUUUGCAACAGUACCCAUUGUAUAUCAACAGAAGUAGGAUGUGCAUGUUAGCACUACGUGACUCCAAGUUGUACCUCACCUGGCAGGCAGGUUUCAUAGAACCCUCUGUGUGUAGCGCGUAAACCUGUUCACAAUUCACCAGUUAAAAACCUGUGUCAGAGAGAGGCAGUCUCGCUUUGAACUAGUGACCCAAGUCAUUUCCAAUUGCAGCAUCGUGUCUCUUUAUUAUAAGUGUGACCAUGUGCAAGUUUGAAGAGGACAGUACAAACUGUGUUACCCAGAGGCUGCACAAAUAUUUCUGUAGAUUUUGUGCCUACUGAUAGAGCUGAUGGCCUAAAAUAAAGAGAUGUUGCUUGUACGCGCCAUCGCCAAUGCUUGGCUUGUAAGUUACUGGGAUCAGCAUUACUAGAGGCAGAAUUAUGCUCUGGAUUUGGCACCUGAUGAUACUGUUAUAUUUCAUAUAAAUUCUGAAUUCUGAUGUUUGUUUACAUUUCAGCAUUUGAGGUUUGAACAGUCUUUGCACCUUAGUGGAAGCACAAAUCUUUUAUUAUGAUGGGCAAGAAAUUUGACCCUAUUUAUGUAUUAUCGUUCAGAAACAAUCUGGUGUGAGACAGGAUUUUGAUAAAAGCACGCUCUGGCCAACAAGACAGAACAGCUGUAGUUUUUUAUUGCCCUCAAAAUGCAUAUCUUGACCAAAAUAUUGGAGGCCAUGUGCAUUAAGGUGAUUUUUAGAAAUGCCUAGUUUUUAACUGAAGCAACAUGUUAAUGUGGAAUGGAAGUAUACUAAAUUCUGGUUUAAUGUGUAUGUUGUAUAAAUAACAUGUAGAAUAAAAAAUGGUGACACCAA